Molecule: messenger RNA, 2244 nt
Organism: Drosophila subobscura
Lineage: Eukaryota; Metazoa; Arthropoda; Insecta; Diptera; Drosophilidae
Product: protein escargot
Exons: 1
Coding region: 557-2041 (494 amino acids)
Biological process (GO): regulation of DNA-templated transcription
Molecular function (GO): DNA-binding transcription factor activity, RNA polymerase II-specific; RNA polymerase II cis-regulatory region sequence-specific DNA binding
Source: RefSeq, a predicted model, not a curated record
CACCAGUGCAAUUAUAACGGUGUUUAUAUUUAGCUGUUGUGAAUCGUUGUUGUUGCGACGGCGUCGGUGGCGAUUGGUGCAAGUGUCCACGCUUGCUCGCGUUUGCUUCGUACAUAAGCAAGCCGAAACAGGUUUGCCACACAACGCUACGAUUGGCCGAACGGACACACACACACACGCAACACACAUUGCCCAUGCAUGUGCACGACUACCUGCACGAAAACGCACGCCGCAGAGAGCGGCCUCUCUUUCGCUGCCUGCGCUGCUGGCUUCGACUCCUGCUCGCGUAUAUAAGGCCCGCACAGCAGCAGACUCGCUCUGACUCCGCUGACACCCGCCUCGCUGCAAGCAUCCAAAGCAAAGCAGAAAGCAAAAGCAAAACCCAAAAAAGCAACAAAUAAAUAACGGCGACCGCGCUUCUUUACUGAGAAUAUAACCGUUCGUUCUGUGUUUUAGUGUGCGCGAGCAAUGUGGUUGAAAUAACAGAGAAACAGUUUUGAGAACUUUUAAUUUGAAAACAACAAUCGAGAAGACAAUCGACAAAUAAAGCAACAAAAUGCACACCGUGGAAGACAUGUUGGUGGAAAAAAACUACAGCAAGUGUCCUUUGAAGAAGCGGCCCGUGAACUACCAGUUCGAGGCGUCCGCGCAGACCCCCGUCAAUGAGCCCCAGGAUCUGUGCCUGAAGAAGGAGGAGGUGGAGGUGGAGGUGACAGCCUCAGCCUCGGAGGAGGUGAUCAACGUCAGCGACAGCUGCGAGGAUGAGGGCGUGGACGUGGACCACACCGACGACGAGCACAUGGACUUGGAGGAGGAGGACGACGUGACCGUGGACUGUGUGGACGUAGACACUGAUCCCAACCAGACACAGGCCGCCGCCCUGGCCGCAGCCGCCGCCGUGGCCGCUGCAUCUGCCGCUGCUGCUGCAGCCGUGGUCGUGCCCACCCCCACGUAUCCCAAGUAUGGCCUACAGCCAUGGAACUUCCACAUGUCCCCGUACACGGCAGAGUUUUACCGCACCAUCAACCAGCCGCACCUGGCCGCAGUUGCCGCCACCGCCGCCCAGCAGCAGAUCUCCCCGCUGCGAGGCGACCUCCUGGCGCCCAGCUCCCCCUCGGACUCCUUGGGCUCGAUGUCGCCACCGCCGCACCACUACCUGCACGGCCGAGCCAGCUCGGUGUCGCCGCCGAUGCGUUCCGAGAUCAUCCACAGACCCAUCGGAGUGCGCCAGCAGCACCGGUUCCUGCCAUAUCCGCCGAUGCCUGCCGCCGCCUAUCACCAGCAGUCGCCCUACCCCGCCCUGGGCUACCACCACCACGCCCCCAUCUCGCCGGCCUACUCGGAGAGCUCCUACUACUCCAUGCGCUCCAUGACGCCCGAGUCCAGCUGCUCCUCGGUGCCCGAGGACCUCUCCCUCAAGCACAAGCCGAUCGGCCAGGAGACCGCCAGCAGCAGCAAGGCGGGACCAGGCCCCUCCACCAGUGGAUCCACCAGCAGCUCCGCCUCGUCCAGCCCCGUCAAGAAGGACAAGUCGCCGCCACGCUAUCAGUGCCCCGACUGCCAGAAGUCCUACUCAACCUUCUCCGGGCUGACGAAGCACCAGCAGUUCCACUGCCCCGCGGCUGAGGGCAACCAGGUGAAGAAGUCCUUCAGCUGCAAGGACUGCGACAAGACGUACGUCUCGCUGGGCGCCCUCAAGAUGCACAUCCGCACACACACGCUGCCCUGCAAGUGCAACAUGUGCGGCAAGGCCUUCUCGCGCCCCUGGCUGCUGCAGGGCCACAUCCGCACCCACACCGGGGAGAAGCCCUUCAGCUGCCAGCACUGCCACCGCGCCUUCGCCGACCGCUCCAACCUGCGGGCCCACCUACAGACGCACUCGGACAUCAAGAAGUACUCCUGCAGCAGCUGCUCCAAGACCUUCUCGCGCAUGUCCCUGCUGACGAAGCACUCCGAGGGCGGAUGUCCGGGCGGCAGCAGUCCCAGCUCCAACUCCGGCUCCAGCACCGAACUGUCGUACGCCGGCUACGCCGAGCCCUAGGAUCAGCCAGAGGAGAUCCACACAUUGUAUUCAAGCCAUGUUCCACCAAAAAUUAGUUCCUAGCUCGUUUAAGAGACCGGCAGCUCCAAGUUCCCAAAUGAAAACCCGAACUCUUACCUAACCCCCCGACACUCCCAGUGCACAGUGCCACAAAAAAAACUACGUACACACGCAAAUUCAAUACUUUUUAUUUGAUUAUUUUU